AAACGCUAUAAGUGAGAGGGCAAAGAAUUAGAGAGAGACGCUUGCAAACUGCACACACCAUUGCUCCCACCACGUUUGCAGGGCAGUGUGACACUUUUCUGUCGGAUCUUUUCGUUUUAUGUGAAAAUAUGUCAAAUUAGUAUCUUAAUUUCAUCGAAAUUAGAAAUAUAGAUUAGAAGUAAUUAUGAAGGAAAUAAACGAACAAGCAGACUUAUCGAGUUCAGAAGAUGAAGCGUUUACAAAUAGUCUGAGGGAGGCGAUCGAUCAGCAGUUUCUACACGAUGAUAUGUAUAGCGCGGAGAAAAAAGUUACUCAAUCUGUUUCAAAAGAAACGAUGACCAAUGAACUAGACAAAAAUUUAAAAACAAACUUGAGACAAGAGGAUAAAUUUAUGAAUUUUGGUGUUACUCCUACAUUUCAGAGUUAUAUAGCCAAGAAACUAAGUGAAAUUUUGGAACGAGAUAUAGAAUUAGAGAGCAGUGAAACUAGCAAUUGUCACAGUAAACAGAAACGAAAGAAGGACAAGAGCUCUGGAAUAAAACUUUUAAGCACGUCAACAAAUUUGUUGAUUAUCAAAAAAAAAAUCAGAGAGAAAAAGUCAGAGAAUUUGGAGUAUGAGAGAAGAUUCAAGAGGAAUAGACAGAUUGUCCAGGGUAUGGAAGAUGAUAAAAGUUUGUCAAAGUUUCGAGAGGUUGCCGUUGAUCCUGAACAUAUAUUGAACAAAUUAGAUACAGAAGCUUGGGUUAACAGACGUCCGGAACCAGAAUUCAAGUAUAAAAGAUUAAAAAAUGGCACUUUAGUCGAGAUAUAACAUUGUUUUUUUUAUUUGCAAUUGUGUGUAUAUAUGUUAUAUAUGAUAUGUAUAUAUGGUAUGUAUAUACAUUAUAUAAAUAUAAAUGUAAGAUCGUUUUCUAUAAUUUUCUUAUUUUUAUUAUCAAUUGUCAAUAAAAUAUGCUUUUUCUUCUCCC
Molecule: messenger RNA, 968 nt
Organism: Solenopsis invicta (red fire ant)
Lineage: Eukaryota; Metazoa; Arthropoda; Insecta; Hymenoptera; Formicidae
Exons: 5
Coding region: 185-811 (208 amino acids)
Biological process (GO): Wnt signaling pathway
Source: RefSeq, a predicted model, not a curated record